This is a messenger RNA of Colletotrichum godetiae, 3526 nucleotides long. RefSeq names its product ankyrin repeat-containing domain protein. The coding region runs from base 170 to 3388 and encodes 1072 amino acids. NCBI's taxonomy places the organism in Eukaryota, Fungi, Ascomycota, Sordariomycetes, Glomerellales, Glomerellaceae. The transcript has 2 exons. Gene Ontology annotation, molecular function: protein binding. The record is from RefSeq and is a predicted model, not a curated record.
CUCGUUCCUGUACCGCCAGCAUCACUUGGUGCUGACUCCUUACCAAACAUACUACUCGCACGCUUUCUGUUUUAGCAUGCAGUUGAGUUGAUCAGGUCUUUGUAAUCAUCACUCGGCAGACGGUGAACUAGUCCGUGAGCCGAUUAUCGCAAAGCCGGCAUAUUCAGCCAUGACGAACCUGCACAACCUGCCUCCGGAGAUCAAGACAGUCAUUGUCAAUGAAUUGGCGCGACAAAAGAUCCUCCUGCCGGGAGAUGAACCCAUCGGUUAUGAAUAUGCCGAUACUCAGCUUGCUGCACUCGCGGCGCUAGCACGGACGAACAAAUUCUUCAAUGUUGUCGCAACGCCAAUGCUGUACGAUAAUGGCGUGCGCCGCCAUCCCUAUUUGUUGUGUUGGGCAACCGACAUUGGCAACGUGGAAAUCAUGAAGAAAUUGCUGUGGACUGGGCUGAUAGAUCCCAACGAUGCAAUCAUUCGAUUUCAGGCCGAAUAUAGUCCAUGGGACCCAAACGUUGAAUCAUCAAAAGAGCUCUUUUACCGUUUUUAUCGGCGUGAUGGGCAUUGUUUCCAAAGUCAAGGAAUGUACCGGCGACGCUUAACUCAGAGGAACGCUCCAAUGGACGAAAUAGAUGCCCUCUAUGGCUAUGCACUUGGAGACGAGUGGAGUCGUUCUGAAUCUGGCAGCAGCAUUUCGACCUCUACGUCUGCUGAGGAUGGCUUUCCAAUGCCUUUAACCGACAGUGCUUCAGAUAGUGACUCGGAAUCUGAAGACACUGAGACUAGCGGCGGAUUCGAUGAUGAGGAAACGGGGAGCCAAGAAGAACUCAGGGGUCAAGAAGAUGCUGGCAUCAGUGCGAAUGACGGUGCGGCGUCGGAAGCGCCCUCCACUGGCAAUUCUUCCGAUGACGAUUCCUCCGAAGACGCUUCCGUUAGUGAUGACUACUCGGAUGGCGAAGAUGUCGGCAGUGAAGACGGCACUGAUACUGUUGCGGCUCCUGCACAUGCGACACCCUUUCCCCUGCCGGAUGUUGGUGUUGAUUCCGACGAUGAUUCCGACGAUCCUUCAGAGUGGGGUGAGCCCGGUAGAGUGCUGUGCGAGGCCGAUGUCACUCACGUCAUGUACGAAGGUUACCUCCGAUUCCCGGACUACGACGACAGGGAGGACAUGGACAACACCGACAUCGAGGGCAUGUAUUGGAAGCCUAUCCAUAUUGCCGCCAGGAUGGGCAACAUGGAAGCUCUUGAAUUGCUUCUGAACAACGGUGCACUUGUGAACGUGUCUUCACAAGGCUUCUGUCGCAGUGAGUGUCACCAAGUGCCAGGGCCGGCUAUAUACUGGGAGUAUCCCGCGGAGUAUCCCGCGUGGACACCACUGCAUGUUGCCUUGUGCCACGGACAUAUUGGCGUGGCUAAGCGGAUGAUGGAGCAUUGCGAAUACCUCCAGGAGCGACUUCUCAACUUCAAUGGGAUGCCAUGGCAGGUGCUCCCUAGGUUCAUUUCCGCCAUUCGUCACGGCCACAUGGACCUUGCAGAGUGGUGUUUGCAGCAGGGCUGGGAGAGAGAUGCUGUCAAUGCCAAGAAUGCAGAAAUUGAAGGUGCGACAAUGCUUUUCAGGGUGUUCUGGGAGGCGACUGAUGCGAAGAACUUCGAAGCGGCUCUGGAGGUCUUGCUGCGCAAUGGAGCCGAUAUCAACCACGAUCUCGGAAAAGGGCAAACCGUCUUGAUGGAGGCAUGCCUCUGGGGAUUCUUCGACGAGGCCAUUGCCCUCAUCAAAGCUGGGGCCAAGGUCGACAUCACUCUCCAUGGUUUCAACCAAAACAUCCAGAAUGCAAGGGCAUAUGACGGGCGGCGCCGCGACACUCCCAUCGUAGAAGAGGGAUGCGGCUUGCUCGAAAUUUGUUGCGGUCCUACGCCCGUCCUACGCCAGCCCCGUGAUUUGAUCGAUGCGACCUUGCAUUCCCGAGUUUCAUACCCCAGAAGGCGCGCUCCCGAUUGGAAGACGGAUUCAUCGGCGCAACGUGAAGUCGUCCGUCUUCUGCUAGACUCACCAGCGCGAGCGGUGGGUAAACGAAAUCCGUUACAGAUCGCAUGCUCCUCGCACAACGUCGAGACAUUAUCGAUGUUACUGGAUCUAGGCAUGGAUGCCGCUAGCGCUAGCACCGACAACCUUACGCCACUUGAGUCUGUCGUUCUUGGGUAUGAUCACUUUUCGAACCUAGACGCGUACAUAGCAUGCAUGGACUUGCUCCGCCAGCAUCUCAGUAAACGUUCGAAAAGCAAGGAUAGCUUCAUUUGCACUCAAACCCUACAGAACGUGUUGCACAGCGGUAUGCUCUACUACAACACGAACAAUAGUCGUCGUGUAUGGGCUGCUUUGGUGGACUUCGUCACAGGCGGGCUCGCCGAUGGAAACAUUCAGUCCGAGGGAGGUAUUACCCUCCUGAUGACACUAUUUCAUGAUGGGUUCGAUAUGCAUCAACUCGCAAUGAGAUUAUUGGAGCAUGGCGUCAAGACACCGACGAAGACGGAGUGGUAUGGUAUCUGGUCGAACAUGAAUGUUAGGGUUCAAGCGGCACGAUUCGAACCCCGCGCCAGCUUUGCCAGCAGCGAAGAAGCUUACAGCUUUUGUAAGGCUAUGGACCCGAAGGAACAUUUCUUGCAUGAUCCCUUUUACCUCGCCGCCGCAAUGGCUACGAAACAACAGAGCCUUGUGGACGCAAUAGUCAAGUAUGGCCACAUGCAAAAUAAGUGGUGGAUCACAUACCCGGUGUGGGUCGACUCACCGGAUCAGCCUCCCUACGUUCCAGCCAUGAAAGAGGCGUAUCUCAGACAACACGACGCAUUCGAAGACCAGCCGGCCGGCUCGUCAAAACAGCCGGAAUCAGUCAAGGCCAUCGAUGCUGGCAGUGAUAUUGAAUGCGAGUCAGACGAGAGAUGCUUGUGCACUGGUGGCACUCAUGAAGACGAUUGUUUCUAUUUCACGUACCCCAAAUCUAGGCAUUGUCUCGUGUUUCUCACGAAGAGACAUGCAGGGUGGUCGCUCUUCCAUCUUGCCAUUCGUUUCCGUCAAUACGAUGUCGUCAAGAAGCUCGUCGAAGAAGGGGUGGACGUAAACGAAACGACGAAGAACGGUUGGAGUCCGGGGUAUAUCAUGUGCGUCAAAGAAUGGUUUGAUGAGAAGAUUGUCAAAUACCUCGUCGCUCAUGGAGUAAAUCCGCAUGUUGGAAGAAGUGGAAGGUGGGCAUCACCAUUGCAUUAUGCCCGUCAAGAAGGCGCAGACCCUCGUGCAGCCGACCUCAUGCUUGAGGCAUUUACACUGUCGCGAAGACCCUCACCGCGAAAGACCCUACGUCCUCCCACCACCUCAUCCAGGAAGCAACGGAUGUAGACGGUCUGUUUAGGAAAAUGACGCUUGACCAGACGUUGCCUAGCUUCAUCCGUUCUGAUACCGCCAUCAACACGGUUGACAACGAUGGCAGAAUACCCCUCGGCUAUCUGAUAGUUCUCAUCCACAGCAUCUACGAAA